GAUCGAACCAUAACAGAGUGGCAUGGAAGGAGGAAUCGGAGGGAAUAUCUUAGAUCCAGGUGCGCUGGAGUUCUACCCUUCAAACCAGUUCGGCUCAGUACCCGCUCAAAUUUACUUCCCCUACCCUCCUCCUCCCCCUCCUCCGACCGCCGCCUACCAUCCAAACCUGCAGCUUCACCAUACUUUACCAGACGACGGCGACCCAUCCCGAGCUGUCAUUCUAACCCUUCUUCCCCCCCACACCGACGAAGCUUCGGUGAUGUCUUCCAUGGAAUCCUUUGGCCCCGUGAGAUCACUAGAUUCCGCGUCUAUAACCUCCGAUGGAUCCGCCACCGUCCACUUCUACGACCUCCGCAGCUCCAUCGCCGCCGUCUUCGAGAUCCGCGACCAGCACAUGCGUCAGCAAAGUCUUCUUAGUCGACAAUACGGCGUUGUUCCUGCUAAUUGGGGAGUUCUUGAGUGGCCAUCUGUCUCUGCAGCUGAUCUAGCACCCUUCGCAGGCCGCGGCCUCGUCGCAGGACAAGCCGUGUGGGCUCAGUUCGGAUCGAGAGGCGUCGACGGGCCUAAUCAAGGCUCUAUCUUUAUCUCCAAUUGCGAUCCCUCUCUCCCCUCCGCCUACCUCGCCCAACUCUUCGGCUCUCUUGGCGAUGUGAAGGAAGUUAAGGAGACGAUAUGGAAGCCGCAUCAACGGUUCAUCGAGUUCUACGAUAUAAGAGACGCAGCUCGAGCUGUGACUGAGUUUAACGGUAAGGAAGUUUAUGGACGAAGACUGGUUGUCGAAUUCAGCUCUACAGCUGGGCUCAGUAAAAGAAGAAGCGCAGGCAGACAUAACCGUGGCGGAUUCAGCCACCGCCACCCGCCGCCGCGGCUUGUACGUACAGCUUCGCCGCAUACCGGCCGGUGGGUGGCGGCUGCGGCGCAAUCUUCUUCCUCGGACCAAGGAGGCAACAGGAAAAUUGGGAAGAGUGGGAGAGAGGAUAAGAAGGGAAAGGGAAGGCACGAAGAGACAGCUUCAGUGCAAAUAGGUGGAGCGGCGUCGUCUUCGUCAUCUUCAUCAUCGUCGGUAGUAGCAAAGCAGCAGCAUUUGAGCAGAAGAGGAUGGAAGAAUCAUUCAAGGAAUGGCGGGGAUUCAAGGUUUCAAUUCAAGGAGGCCGUGGCGAUGGAGGAAGGAUCUUCAUCAACUGCUACAAUGGAUUCAAGAACAACAGUGAUGAUUAAAAACAUACCUAACAAGUACAGUCAGAUGCUGCUGCUGAGAAUGCUGGACAACCACUGCAUUAGGUGUAACGAGGAGAUUGGAGAAAGAGAAGAGGAGGCGUUUUCAUCAUACGACUUCGUCUAUCUCCCAAUCGAUUUCAACAACAAAUGCAAUGUGGGUUAUGGGUUUGUGAACUUGACGUCGCCGGAGGCUGCCGUAAGGCUACACAAAGCGUUUCAUGAGCAGCCAUGGGAGGUCUUCAAUUCCCGGAAGAUUUGUCAAGUUAACUAUGCUCGAUUGCAGGGUUUAGAAGCAUUAAAGGAGCAUUUUAAGAACUCGAAAUUUGCUUGUGAUACGGACGAGUAUAUGCCGGUGGUGUUCUGCCCACCGCGAGAUGGGAAGCAGUUGACAGAACCGAUGCCGGUGGGUGGUCGGGGAUUGAUCCGGCGGACGGGUAAUCUAAACCGUUCAGCUGGCGGCGUUGGGGAGACGGAGGAACCGGAGCCGUUGGAUGCUGCAGAAGCUUCUUCGACGACGGCCUCAACUCACGCGCCGUCAGAUAACGGCGACGGAGCUGAUGACGAUGGCGAUGAUGAGGAAGGAGACGGCGGCGGCGACGAGACUGCUUCUCGUCUUUCCCAGGCUUUGCUACAGCUAUCCUAUUCUUCUUAA
This is a messenger RNA of Phalaenopsis equestris, 1870 nucleotides long. RefSeq names its product protein terminal ear1-like. NCBI's taxonomy places the organism in Eukaryota, Viridiplantae, Streptophyta, Magnoliopsida, Asparagales, Orchidaceae. The record is from RefSeq and is a predicted model, not a curated record. The transcript has 6 exons. The coding region runs from base 23 to 1870 and encodes 615 amino acids. Gene Ontology annotation, molecular function: RNA binding.